AUGGAGAACAGGGAAAUUAUUGAUAUAUGUUCACCAACAACAGACAUUAAUCAUGGAAUCACAUCUGUUGAAAUGAAACAACGAUUUUUAAAUCUUGAUCGACGAUUAUGUAUUUUGCCAUGUUAUCCAACUUAUAGUGCUAAACGAGAUGAAGGUCAACCUUUAUUAGCAAAUAUUCCAGAAAAUCAAUUAACUACAACAGAAUUAUCAUAUCGACGUUCCGGUGCUUUCAAACCAGCAUGUAUUAUUGUCAAUAGUCUUUCGAAUAUGCCAUCAUUUUUACGAGAAAAACACAAUAUGUAUUUUGGUGAUUUACUUGAACGCCUUAAAGUUGAUUUAUCUAUUUUGGAUUAUAAUUAUACACGUCUUAAUAAAUAUAUGAAAAUGUUAGCAUAUGAACAAAUUCGUGCUUUUAAUCUACAACCAUAUGCAAUACCACAAAUUGAAGAAAAAGAAUAUCCCAUUCUUUUAGAAUUUUUUUUACAAUUUGACGUGAAUAUGUUCUAUAUGAAAACAUGUUCUUUUCGUUAUGCUCGACCACGUACAUUAAAUGAAGGUCUCUUUUGUUUACAAGAACCUGAAGCUCGAUAUGAAUUAGCUGCAUGUGGAAACUGUGCCCUAUGUUAUCCUCAAUAUGAUAUGAAAUAUCGAUCAAAGAAAUCAGUAGUUGAAUUUAGUCAAGCACAUAAACAUACUUUUCAAAAUGGUUAUCAAGCCAUUCUCAAUUGUUCUGCAACAUGUCAUACACGCAAUAUUAUAUAUGCUUUAACAUGUCCAUGUGGUCAAUUUGAAUAUAUUGGUACCACUGCUAAUACUUUACAUGAUCGUUCAAUAAAACAUCGUGAACAUGGAAAUAGAAUUAUGCACGAAUUUCUAUUAGGUCAAGCGAAUAUUCUUCGAGAAUUAACACGAGGAAAAACCACAGAAACUUUAGUGAAAGAUCGAAUGAAACUUUAUCAACAUUCAGCAAGAUGUACGGUGGCGAUGCAAAUUUUUUUGGAUGCAAAUCCACAAUAUUGGCGAUUUGUUCCAAUGACAUUAGAAGAAUCACAAAGACCAGAACAACAAACGGUAGAAACUCUUGUAAUUUCGGAUGAACCAAGUCAUCAUGCACGAACACGACGUGAUUGUGAAAUUUGCGUGGAUGCUGUACCAAAACCCUCGAAAGGAUUCGUAUUCUCAAAUCGGCAAAUCAUGUUACAAACUCAAUUUUUUCAAAAGUUACAAGAUAAAAAAUUGCCAAAUCUAAAUAUAGAUUUAUAUAAUGCUACUAUUGUAGCUGUUUUACCCGAAACAAGUUCCGAUAUGUUUCGUUAUACAAUUGAAUCGUUAUUUAUUACUUAUGCUGAAACUAAUCUUAAUACAGUUGGAAAUGUUUUAAAUGACAAUCAAACUAUGGAACAAUAUCCAAUGAAUGAUCCUUGGUUUAUUCGAAGUAGUCAGUGGUGUGAGGGAUUAGUGCGUCGUCCUCAACCAAAAAAUAUACUAGCCAAAUAG
Molecule: messenger RNA, 1497 nt
Organism: Rotaria sp. Silwood2
Lineage: Eukaryota; Metazoa; Rotifera; Eurotatoria; Philodinida; Philodinidae
Source: the annotation of a GenBank genome assembly